AUGAAAUAAUUAAAGCAAAAUUAGACUGAAUGUUUGACUAAGUUAGAAAGAGAAAAUAUUAAAAACAAACUUAGAUGGUUGAUUUUCAAUUACAAUAAUAAGAAAUAAUUUAUUAACAAAGAUAAAUAAAAGAAUUAGAGUUCAACCAACAUUCAUGACAACUCAAAAAUUAGUUUACAAUUAAGAGAAACUAAUAUUAUUAAUGUAAAAAUAGUAAGUAAAAAAUGGUUACUUCAUAAGAGUAAGUUUCAAUAAUAAGUUCCUCUCUCUUAGAUACCUCCAUCUGUUAUUAAACCAAAGAUUCGACUAAAAUUAUUUGUGAAUAGUUAAUAAAUACAAAAUCAUUGA
Molecule: messenger RNA, 348 nt
Organism: Paramecium pentaurelia
Lineage: Eukaryota; Ciliophora; Oligohymenophorea; Peniculida; Parameciidae
Source: the annotation of a GenBank genome assembly